AUGCAGUCCAGCAAAUCCGUCGGGUUCGACGAGAACAGAUACCGCAACGAGGUUCUCCUUGUCUCCUCCGAGGAAGAUGAAAGAUCGCAAGAACAAACGCUAGUAGAAGAAGCGCGCCAGUUGGGAUUAAAAGUUCCGGAGGUUGAAAUUGUGGCAUCGCUGGCCGCGUCGAUUGCCUCAGGCAUGGUCGAUCUUUCCUCUCCGAUCCUGUCAUCGGCGGGCUCUUCGACCAAUCGCAAUUCCGUCUGCGAAGUCACCCCGUCUAACGAAAUACCUCCCCUUGAUCAGAUCGCAUCGUCAUUUUCCGAGUUUAACCUGUCCGACCAUGCCAAGUGCGGCAGUACUCGCUCGCUCGCUUCGCUUUCAACGCGCCCAACCUCUUAUAGUUCGAGCGAGGGGAAACUCGCACAUGGCACAGAUGGGAUCGCAUUGCGAAAACCCGGCCAUCGAAGUUCUUUCCUGAGUGUGGCUUCGAGUGAAAAGAAAGAGAGGCGGAAAUCAACCCUGAAGUCUGCAAUUGACAAGAUUCAUUUCCGGAAACGGCGCUCACCCUCUGCUGUCUUACUUCCUCCGGCUGCGCAGAUUACCGUUGCGAAGGGUGAGGGAGGGGUUGACAAAUACUAUGUGGAAUCUAAAAUCAAUGAACCGCGGGGCCACGAUGGUGCGGAUGAAGAGAGCCCGGUACUGAGGCUGGAGAUACCGGUGUUUGACAACGAGAGCGUUCGGCGGAGCCUUGAGAAUGCAGACCUCAGGCAGAUGCGCGAGUCCCAAAAAAUGGAAAAGAACCGGCACAUGACCUUUCAGGACGCUUUCAUGAGUGAACUCCGACGCAACCACCAAACUAUUGUUGCCGACCGGCUCGCAGCAAACAAACGGUCCGAAGAAGAAAAGCGCGAAAAGAACAUCGCCGAUGCGAGCCGCAUGGAGGAACGACAACUCGCCGUGGAAAUGGAUCAAGUUCGCGAAUUUGAGCGAGCGAAGAUGAAUUCCCGUACUCGAAUAAAGUAUAUGGAGGGCUACUUCAGCAAUGCAAGCCCUCCUCCUUCCCCUGGAUCGGCGUCAGGAUCCGAGAUAUCACCACCGCCUACUCGAAAGUAUACCCCACAACACAAGGCUCAACUGGCUCAGGAAUACCACGACCAUGAAUCGAUGGACCGACUUCACGAAGCCAAAAUCAAAGUCCUAAGGGACCGCCAAGAACUCAAGCUCCAGGAAGCCAUAGCCCGUAUGGAGAAAGAAUUGGACGAUUUGAUUGACAAGCACGCACUGGAGUUUGCCAACCUCCAACGGGACCACCAACAAGAGGAGGCAUCGGUUUUGCAAACUUUUGAAGACAAGAAGACAAGACUACGCCAUCGAUGGAACCUGGAAGAAGCAAUUCUGCGGAAGAAGCUUGAAGUGCAACAUGAUCAACCCUAUGGGCCUCUGCCCCCUUUGUCGUUCUCUGACUGUCGCUAUGAGACGCGCGACUCGGCGAUUUCCGUUUCGGAAGAGAACCCAACCAGUGUAAGCGGUGAUGAGGAACUGGUGCACCGGAAGAGAAGUGAACCGCUACUAUAA
Aspergillus oryzae RIB40 is the source of this 1560-nucleotide messenger RNA. RefSeq lists its product as uncharacterized. The transcript is spliced from 2 exons. NCBI's taxonomy places the organism in Eukaryota, Fungi, Ascomycota, Eurotiomycetes, Eurotiales, Aspergillaceae. The coding region runs from base 1 to 1560 and encodes 519 amino acids. The record is from RefSeq and is a predicted model, not a curated record.